GACAACAAUGGAAAAACAAAGCCAAGUUGUGGUGUUUGGGAUAUGGGGCAGCUCCUACUGCAAGAGAGUUGAGAUAGCCCUUGCACUCAAGGGCAUACCUUAUGAGUAUGUAGAGGAAGAUUUGGCAAAUAAGAGUGAGUCACUUCUGCACUACAAUCCUGUUCACAAGAAAGUACCUGUCCUUGUUCACAAUGGAAAAUCCAUUGCCGAGUCACUUGUUAUUCUCGAGUACAUCGAUGAUUGCUGGAAACAUGGACCAAAACUACUGCCAGAGGAUCCUUACCUAAGGGCCAAACUUCGCUUUUGGGCCAACUUCUAUGAUCAGAAGUUGAAGGCAAGUGCCACACAGAUCAUGAUGUCAAGAGGCGAAGAGAGGGAACGAGCAAUCAAAGAUUUCGGCGAGGUGCUUAAGGUGUUUGAGGAUGGUGUCAAAAAGGAUUUACCUGCAGAAUUUCCUUGUUUUGACGGUAAGAACUUGGGAUUUCUCGAUAUUGUUGUGGGUUCGAGUGCUUGCAACUACGAAGCUUCUCAUGAAGUGGCAGGAGUGAUUUUUAGCCCUGAAACGAACCCAACAUUUUGGUCGUGGGUAACUGCUCUAAAGAACCACCCAUUGAUGAAACGGAUGCUCCCACCUCAUGAUAAGCUGGUCGCCAAGAUGAGACAAAAGUAUUUCCAGUCUGCUUGA
Molecule: messenger RNA, 685 nt
Organism: Juglans regia (Persian walnut)
Lineage: Eukaryota; Viridiplantae; Streptophyta; Magnoliopsida; Fagales; Juglandaceae
Product: glutathione S-transferase U10-like
Exons: 2
Coding region: 8-685 (225 amino acids)
Biological process (GO): glutathione metabolic process
Cellular component (GO): cytoplasm
Molecular function (GO): glutathione transferase activity
Source: RefSeq, a predicted model, not a curated record